This is a messenger RNA of Miscanthus lutarioriparius, 297 nucleotides long. Lineage: Eukaryota; Viridiplantae; Streptophyta; Magnoliopsida; Poales; Poaceae. The record is from the annotation of a GenBank genome assembly.
AUGGUGGCAGCGCGCGUCUUCCAGCUCACGCGCGAGCUCGGACACCGCACCGACGGGGAGACCAUCGAGUGGUUGCUCCGCCAGGCCGAGCCCUCCAUAAUCGCCGCCACCGGCACCGGCGUCACCACCGAGGAGGCGCCCCCGCCUCUUGUCCCCGUCUCCUUCGUCGCGGCCACCGCGUCCAUGACGCCGGUCCCGUACUACACCGCGCUCCUCAUGCAACCGCCCACCGCCGUGGAGUCCCCUGCCGCCUCUGCAUCCGUCUCUGGCACUGCUGCGGAGGAGAAUAAUAACUAG